AUUCACGCGAGAGAAUGGAUAGCGCCGUCCACUGCUCUUUUCAUUGCAAAUAAGUUAAUCACUUCAACCGAUAUCGAAAUAAAAAAUUUGCUAAAUGUGUACGACUUCUACAUAAUGCCGAGCGCUAAUCCCGAUGGAUAUGAAUACUCGCGAACAUCGGACAGAAUGUGGAGAAAAACCCGAUCUAAUAAUCCGUCGUUUUGGGGUCUAUUUUGUCGUGGAGUCGACCCAAACAGAAACUAUGGCUUUCAUUGGGGAAGCGCUGGAAGUAGUUCUUACCCGUGUUCGGAGACAUAUCACGGAAAGGCCCCCUUUUCUGAACCCGAAACUAAAGCCAUAUCUGAUUACAUAUUAUCAAAGAAGGACAACAUUAAAAUGUAUAUCGCAAUGCAUUCAUAUUCCCAAUUCAUACUAACGCCA
This is a messenger RNA of Medioppia subpectinata, 420 nucleotides long. The record is from the annotation of a GenBank genome assembly. NCBI's taxonomy places the organism in Eukaryota, Metazoa, Arthropoda, Arachnida, Sarcoptiformes, Oppiidae.